This is a messenger RNA of Prunus armeniaca (apricot), 225 nucleotides long. The record is from the annotation of a GenBank genome assembly. Lineage: Eukaryota; Viridiplantae; Streptophyta; Magnoliopsida; Rosales; Rosaceae.
AUGGCGUCUGCUCACGGUCAAAACCACCUGAGCCAUAUGCUUGGGCAGAAUCUCCCAAGAUCCCCCUCAGUCGAACUUGAGGAGCAAAUCAAGGUGACUAGAGAAUCUAGGGAAGAUCGCCGCUAUGAUCAAGUUAAUCCACGCGGGUGUCAAGACAUGAUUGAAAGGGAGCACUUAAUGCACUUCAAAUCCAAUCCAGGUGUCGUCCCACUAAAAGGGAGAUAG